AUGGAUGCCACAUUGCACGAUCUGCUCCCCCGGGCGAGUGACGAUGGCUCUGAGCGCGGUCAGCGAGCGUUGGUGGUAACAGCGGUGUUAACGGGGAUUGCUACUUUAAUUGUGGGAAUGCGCUUAUUCGCCCGACUGGGAUUGAUGAAAAUUACCGGCCGGGAAGACUGGAGUGUUCUCAUUGCUUUGGUCUUUUCAAUCAUAUACCUCGCACUCGUUGCUGCGCAAUACCACUAUAAAAUGGGCACCCAUUCAAGUCUACUAUCCCCGCACAUCCUCCAACAACAACUUAAAUGCCUCUGGGCUGCCAUCCCGAUGUACAACGCCAGUCUGGCCUUCACUAAAUUCUCCAUUCUUUUCCAAUACAUCCGAAUCUUCCCCGCUCGCUCUUUCCGUCUCGCUUGCUACAUCGUCAUGGGCAUUGUCGCGACUUACUCAUCCUGGGCCAUUGUCAGUGGCUACGUGAACUGUGUACCCGUCGCCAAGUUCUGGAACCAUGAUCUACCGGGGAACUGCUUGAGCUUUGAGGCGGUUUGGUUCUUCAAUGCAUCGAUGAAUAUUGCGACGGAUGUGACGCUUCUGGUGCUUCCGAUGCCGUUCCUUGUGAAGCUUCAAUUGCCGCGCAUGCAAAAAAUUGCCCUUAUGGCUGUUUUUGCCAUUGGUAUUCUUGUCGUCAUCACAAGUAUCCUCCGUCUGUCGAGUCUGCGCACCGUCGCCCAAAGCGCCGACACUUCCUACAGCAACGUCGACGCCGCCUACUGGACAGCAGCAGAAUGCAACGUCGCCAUCAUCUGCGCCUGCCUCCCUUUCCUCCGUCCCAUCAUCAGCCGCUGCUUCCCGAAGCUCCUCUCCACGAACAGCUACAACCGCUACACCUCCAACACCCGCACCAACACCCGAAACAUCACCGCCGGCCGCUCACAGCGUCAACACACCGAGCUCUUCAGCCAGAAUGUAGACAAGGAUUUCGAUAUGUAUUCGAUUAAUGUCAAGCCUGGUAAUCACUCGAGUCAUAGCUCGCUUGGUGGUAUCGAGGUUACCACUGAGAUGAGCGUUAUGCAGCAGAGCAAGGUUGAUGAGACUGUUAGUGAGCGUCGGUUGGUCAUGGAUCAUUCAUGA
Messenger RNA from Penicillium argentinense, 1119 nucleotides. RefSeq names its product PTH11-like integral membrane protein. The transcript has 5 exons. The record is from RefSeq and is a predicted model, not a curated record. Bases 1 to 1119 code for a protein of 372 amino acids. Lineage: Eukaryota; Fungi; Ascomycota; Eurotiomycetes; Eurotiales; Aspergillaceae.